AUGAAAGCUGCUCUUGCUCUCAUCUUCUUCGCUUGUGUUGCCGGUUCCAUGGCUGCUGAUGCCCGUGGUGACUUUCUUAACCAACUCGUCCAACAAGGACAAGUUGUUGCUCAAGGUGUCUUGAACCAACUUCAAGGUCAAAUUCUCGGUCUUGUUCAACAAGCUCUCGGUCAACUCUCAACUCUUGUUGGUUCACUUGGUGGACGAUUCGACAUCGACUUCAGCGCUAUUCUCAACCAAAUCAAACCCCUUCUUGCCGGAGCUGCCAAUCAAGUUCUUGUUCAAAUUCUUGGUAGCAUCUCAGGUCUCAUUGGUGGUCGUGCUAGCAUUAACAUUGGUGAAAUCUUCAACGGUUUCCUCCAACAAAUCACCACCCCACUUCUUGGUAUUGGUCAACAACUCCUUAACCAAGGUUUAGCUGCCGUUCUUGGUGGAAUCGCUGGAUCACGUGGCUUCUCUGACAUCUUCGCUUCACUCCAACAACAAGUCAGCGGUGUUGUGUCAGCUGCUCAAAGCGCUCUCUCAGGUGCUCUUGGUAGCCUCUCAGCUCUCGGCUCAAACAUCCUCGAUGCCUCAAAACCACACUGGGAACAACUUCAAGAACAACUCGUUGGUCACGGCCUCAACGUUCUUGGAUCAAUCUCAGAAACCAUCAACAACGUCCAUGGUUCAAUCACCGGUGGUCGUUAA
Molecule: messenger RNA, 690 nt
Organism: Adineta ricciae
Lineage: Eukaryota; Metazoa; Rotifera; Eurotatoria; Adinetida; Adinetidae
Source: the annotation of a GenBank genome assembly